Messenger RNA from Cyprinus carpio (common carp), 2774 nucleotides. Its product is annotated as endoplasmin. Gene Ontology annotation, molecular function: ATP hydrolysis activity; ATP binding; ATP-dependent protein folding chaperone. Gene Ontology annotation, biological process: protein folding. The record is from RefSeq and is a predicted model, not a curated record. NCBI's taxonomy places the organism in Eukaryota, Metazoa, Chordata, Actinopteri, Cypriniformes, Cyprinidae.
AUGUGACUUCUAGCUGUAUCCCCACGCACUGGAAGAGUUCGUCUAGGUAUAGAUGGUGUUGCAGCUGCUGAAGGCGUUAAUCUGCUAUCGAGUCUCAUUAAUAACCCGGUUUUCUUUCUAAAACAAUGAGGCGACUGUGGAUUAUCGGUCUCCUCUGUGCACUUUUGGCAUUCGCAUCUGUGAAAGCUGAUGAUGAUGACGUUGACAUUGACGGCACAGUAGAAGAGGACCUUGGAAAGAGCAAAGACGGAUCCCGCACAGAUGACGAGGUUGUUCAGAGGGAGGAAGAAGCCAUUCAGUUAGAUGGUUUGAACCCCUCGCAAAUAAAAGAAAUCCGUGAAAAAGCAGAAAAGCAUGCGUUCCAGGCGGAAGUGAACAGAAUGAUGAAACUGAUCAUCAAUUCCUUGUAUAAGAACAAAGAGAUCUUCCUAAGAGAGCUGAUCUCUAAUGCUUCCGAUGCCUUGGAUAAGAUCCGGCUGUUGUCCCUGACCAACGAAGAUGCUCUUGCUGGAAACGAAGAGCUUACUAUUAAAAUCAAGUCCGACAAAGAAAAGAACAUGCUUCAUAUCACUGACACGGGUAUUGGCAUGACCAAAGAAGAACUGGUGAAGAACCUUGGUACCAUCGCCAAAUCCGGAACCAGCGAGUUCCUCAACAAGAUGAAUGAUAUGCAGGAGGAGGGUCAGUCCACCUCUGAGCUGAUUGGUCAGUUUGGUGUGGGCUUCUACUCUGCCUUCCUUGUGGCUGAUAAGGUCAUCGUCACCUCCAAGCACAACAACGACACCCAGCACAUCUGGGAAUCCGAUUCCAACGCAUUUUCAGUCAUCAAUGACCCUCGUGGAGACACUCUGGGCAGAGGCACCACCAUUACGCUGGUGAUGAAAGAGGAGGCUUCAGACUACCUUGAGCUGGAGACCAUUAAGAACCUGGUGAAGAAGUACUCUCAAUUCAUCAACUUCCCCAUCUAUGUAUGGAGCAGCAAGACCGAGACCGUAGAGGAGCCCAUUGAGGAGGAGACGGCUGAUGCCGAGAAGGAAGAGGCUGCUGAAGAUGAGGUUGAGGAAGAGGAUGAGGACAAGGACAAACCAAAGACUAAGAAGGUGGAGAAGACCGUGUGGGACUGGGAGCUGAUGAAUGACAUUAAACCCAUCUGGCAGAGGCCUGCGAAGGAAGUGGAGGAGGACGAAUACAAAGCCUUCUACAAGACCUUCUCCAGGGACUCUGAUGAGCCCAUAUCUCACAUUCACUUCACUGCUGAAGGAGAGGUCACCUUCAAGUCCAUCCUCUUUAUCCCUGCGUCUGCACCCAGAGGCCUUUUCGAUGAAUAUGGAACCAAGAAAAAUGACUUCAUCAAGCUAUUUGUGCGUAGAGUCUUCAUCACCGAUGACUUCCAUGACAUGAUGCCCAAGUACCUCAACUUCAUCAAAGGCGUUGUGGACUCUGAUGAUCUGCCUCUGAAUGUGUCCAGAGAGACUCUGCAGCAACACAAACUGCUCAAGGUUAUCCGUAAGAAGCUGGUGCGCAAGACCCUGGACAUGAUCAAGAAGAUCGCUGAGGAGCAGUACAAUGACAAGUUCUGGAAGGAGUUCGGCACCAACAUUAAACUGGGCGUGAUUGAGGAUCACUCCAACAGAACCCGCCUGGCCAAGCUGCUCCGCUUCCAGACCUCCCACAGUGACACCACACCGUCUAGUCUGGAGCAGUACGUGGAGAGGAUGAAGGAGAAGCAAGACAAGAUCUACUUCAUGGCUGGAACCAGCAGGAAGGAGGCUGAGUCUUCUCCAUUCGUGGAGAGGCUUCUUAAGAAAGGAUAUGAGGUCAUCUACCUGACUGAGCCAGUGGACGAGUACUGCAUCCAGGCUCUGCCUGAGUUUGACGGUAAACGCUUCCAGAAUGUGGCAAAGGAAGGUGUGAAAUUCGACGAGAGCGACAAGGCCAAGGAGAAGAGAGAAGCUUUGGAGAAAGAGUUCGAACCCCUUACCACCUGGAUGAAAGAAAAGUCCCUGAAGGACAAUAUCGAGAAGGCCGUUUUGUCUCAGAGGCUGACCAAGUCUCCCUGUGCUCUGGUUGCCAGUCAGUAUGGAUGGUCUGGCAACAUGGAACGGAUCAUGAAAGCACAGGCUUACCAGACAGGAAAAGACAUUUCCACAAAUUAUUACGCAAGUCAAAAGAAGACAUUAGAAAUCAACCCCAAACAUCCUCUCAUCAAGGAGAUGCUGAAGAGAGUUCAAGAUGAUGCUGAGGAUCAGACAGCUGCAGAUUUAGCCGUGGUGCUCUUUGAAACUGCCACACUGCGAUCCGGCUACCAACUCACGGACACCAAAGCAUACGGAGACAGAAUCGAGCGUAUGCUGCGGCUCAGCAUGAACAUAGACCUCGACGAACAGGUAGAGGAAGAGCCAGAAGAGGAGCCAGAAGAACAGACAGAAGAAGCAGAGGAAGAGGAGGAGGUCCAGGCAGAUGAGGAGGCGGAAGAAGAAUCGGAUAGCACAGGGAGAGACGAGUUGUAAAGUGUAAAUCUGGGAGGGAUGGGGUGUCGGACUGUGAUGCAGAGUGAAGAUGGUGAUCUCAGCUGGUUAUCUUUUCUCUGUGUGGGUGGGUUAAGGGAAUAGGAGCUGUUUUUUUUUUUUUUUUUUUAAGGCGCUGCGUUUGUGUUUGAAAUUUCUUUUUUUUUUUACAUUCCUCCAUGAUUGUAAAUUUGUUAAUAUUUAACUGACCCAGUUGUGGAGUGCUGACUCCUGUCCACUGAACCAUUAAAUGUUUCCGUAAAAGGA